CCGCUCUGCUGCCAUUUCCCAUUUCCUUCCUGGGUUCGAUGCUGUCUGUGACUAGGAUAAGACCAGAAAGGGUUAAAUAUAGACAAGAAUUGUUGGAGAAGCGUUUGUUGGAGAGAAAAAAAUUGGUCCUUCAAGAAGUCCAGGAAGAAGAAGAGAGAGAAAGGCGGCUGGAAGCCCUACGAAAGCAGGUUGCUGUUGCUGUCCAGUCUGAUCCAGUUAGAAUGAUGUCAGAGACACUGGCCUGGAAAGCAAAGACAGGUGCUGAAAGUGAGGAAGAAUUCAUCCUUCAAAAGCCGCUCUUCACACUGACUACAUACAACGAGCAACAGAUAAUUUCCGAUCCUCGACUUCGAUUUGAGUUAGCACUUCGAGAAGCUGGACUCCAUAAAACACAGUAUGCCAAAGAGAUGUUACCAAAAAUUGGUCCUCAGAAGCCUCCAAGGAAGGACACAGAAUCGACUGCGUUCAAGGUCUAGAGGGUACAUGAGAAGGAACACUGCGUAAAUACGGAUCGUGAUGGGCCUGCUUCUCAAUGCUUAGAAAAAGACUGCACAGAGAAAUCACAGCAUUUAUUAAACAACCUUCCCUUCUUUAGCUUCAAAGUUUUGUUUACCAUUUGCUUUUUCUUUAAAUAACAUGUACUAUUACCAAAUUUACCAAAAUUAUCAGACUUCAGUAUUUAUGUUGUCAUUUGGCAGGCUGUUAUUUUGGAGGGUUUUUUUUUUUUCUUCUAUAAAGAGGAGCUGAAAAUAACCAUUUUCAAGGGUUGUCUACUCCACAGGUACAUGCAUUUCAGCUUGUUACUUCAGUAUUUGAUGUUUCAUUAUGGAAGCUUCAUUAUUAUUAAUACAUCUAUUGUUUCUUGGUUAUUCAAAGAGGAGAUUCAACCUUUCUCUAAAUUUAGAAGUCAGUUUGGAACAUGAUGUUUAUGGCAAACCCAUUACCUGAACAAUCUCAGUUUACAAAUCUGGCUUUAAAAGAAAUUAGACAUACUGUCACUAUCACGGGAAUACCUGUUUUUGUUUUUGUUUUUGUUUUUAUUUUUAACUGAGAAGACAUGGCAGUGUGGUUGUUUAGAAAGAGAAACUGAAAUUUUAUGAUACUUGAAAUAUUAUUAAAAGUUCCUAAUUAUCUAAGAAAUCCCUAGAUGAAUUUCUUGAAAAGAAGUAUCUCAAAUAAAGCUUGCCUAUAAA
This is a messenger RNA of Mus caroli (Ryukyu mouse), 1193 nucleotides long. The record is from RefSeq and is a predicted model, not a curated record. Lineage: Eukaryota; Metazoa; Chordata; Mammalia; Rodentia; Muridae.